Messenger RNA from Rhinolophus ferrumequinum (greater horseshoe bat), 688 nucleotides. It is a transcript of the gene FABP5, whose product is annotated as fatty acid binding protein 5. Gene Ontology annotation, cellular component: nucleus; cytosol. The record is from RefSeq and is a predicted model, not a curated record. Lineage: Eukaryota; Metazoa; Chordata; Mammalia; Chiroptera; Rhinolophidae. The transcript has 4 exons. Bases 77 to 484 code for a protein of 135 amino acids. Gene Ontology annotation, biological process: fatty acid transport. Gene Ontology annotation, molecular function: fatty acid binding.
GCGAUCACGAUGCCUCCAGCCAAGCUCUCCACGCCGCUCUCCGCUCCUCUCGACCCGCACGCCGCCCGCGCCCACCAUGGCCUCCAUUCAGCAGCUGGUAGGAAGAUGGCGCUUAGUGGAGAGCAAAGGCUUCGAUGAGUACAUGAAGGAAUUAGGAGUAGGGAUGGCUCUGCGGAAAAUGGGCGCCAUGGCCAAACCAGACUGUGUCAUCACCUCUGACGGCAAACACCUCACCAUAAAAACUGAGAGCACGUUGAAAACAACGCAGUUUUCAUGCAACCUGGGAGAGAAGUUUGAAGAGACUACAGCUGAUGGCAGAAAAACUCAGACUGUGUGCAAUUUUGUCAACGGCGCAUUGGUGCAACAUCAGGAAUGGGAUGGCAAGGAAAGCACAAUAACAAGAAGAGUGGAAAAUGGGAAACUAAUGGUGGAAUGCGUCAUGAACAAUGUGAACUGUACUCGGGUCUAUGAAAAAGUAGAGUAAAAAUUCCAUCAUCCUUCUGGACAGGAAUUAGCUGCUCGAGUAAAGAGGCUCAGUUCAAUGAGCAAAUCUCUCUGUGCUUUUUAUUUUUUUUUUCCAUCUCUGUAUUCAGUUAUCUUUAUCAUAAACAUUUUACAUGCAACUAUUUCCAAGUGUUGGUUUAAUUAAGAUCGUCCCUUUGGUUAGUGAAUAAAUGUGUUUAUGCUA